Messenger RNA from Salvelinus fontinalis (brook trout), 5546 nucleotides. Its product is annotated as solute carrier family 22 member 7-like. The coding region runs from base 3845 to 5509 and encodes 554 amino acids. The record is from RefSeq and is a predicted model, not a curated record. Gene Ontology annotation, molecular function: transmembrane transporter activity. Lineage: Eukaryota; Metazoa; Chordata; Actinopteri; Salmoniformes; Salmonidae. Gene Ontology annotation, cellular component: membrane. The transcript has 10 exons. Gene Ontology annotation, biological process: transmembrane transport.
UCCUCCUGUGUAUGACCUUCUGCCUUCCCCUGGACCCAGCUACCCGCCUCCUCCUGUGUAUGACCUUCUGCCUUCCCCUGGACCCAGCUACCCGCCUCCUCCUGUGUAUGACCUUCUGCCUUCCCCUGGAACCAGCUACCCGCCUCCUCCUGUGUAUGACCUUCUGCCUUCCCCUGGACCCAGCUACCCGCCUCCUCCUGUGUAUGACCUUCUGCCUUCCCCUGGAACCAGCUACCCGCCUCCUCCUGUGUAUGACCUUCUGCCUUCCCCUGGAACCAGCUACCCGCCUCCUCCUGUGUAUGACCUUCUGCCUGCCCCUGGACCCAGCUACCCACCUCCUCCUGUGUAUGACCUUCUGCCUUCCCCUGGACCCAGCUACCCGCCUCCUCCUGUGUAUGACCUUCUGCCUUCCCCUGGAACCAGCUACCCGCCUCCUCCUGUGUAUGACCUUCUGCCUGCCCCUGGACCCAGCUACCCACCUCCUCCUGUGUAUGACCUUCUGCCUGCCCCUGGACCCAGCUACCCACCUCCUCCUGUGUAUGACCUUCUGCCUGCCCCUGGACCCAGCUACCCACCUCCUCCUGUGUAUGACCUUCUGCCUGCCCCUGGACCCAGCUACCCACCUCCUCCUGUGAUCAUUUACAAAGAAACCUGUUGCACCCUAUGCUUGAAACCAGCUCUCUGUCUCCCAUCGUAUUCAUUACAGAAGCGUCCUUCACAAUAAUGUUCCUUUAUACCACUGAGCUCUACCCAACAGUAGUUCGGUGAGUGACCAAUAAACUACCAUAUCACAUUUGUUCACUUAAUGUAAUGAGUCCUUCGGUCUAUUCAGUGAGGUGAAACGUUAUUCACAAUGUUGCAGAUAGAAAUGUAACAAGACAAUCAACUCUGUUCUAAAGAAUACAUUUAUAUCUGAAUGUUUUGUAACGUUGUUUGUUGCCCUCCUGAGAUGGACCCCUUUUGGGUUAUGGUGUUCAUAGAAACAGAGACCUAAUAUCGAGACUUGUUCAUCGGGUUGCUCUUUAUAGUGGCCUCUUUAUAACACAUAUUGUUGACAAGAAGUUUCAAAGUACGUCAUGCUGCUACAUAAUAAUGUGGUUUUUUUUCUCACAGAUCUCUCCUCUUGCACCUUAAAUAACUUGUUAGUUUGGUCCCUCAUGCAGAGCGGCGUUGACUACAUCUCGUUUGUGGGUCGACUGGGCGUGUCCAUCGCUCCCUCUUGUUGCACUAUUGGAUAUUUGGGAGGUCCUUCCUGCUGUAAUAUAUAGCUUGGUGAUUGUUGGUACCAGACUAGUGGCUUUGCUCCUCCCAGAAACACUCAAUGUUCGCCUGCCAGAGUUCAUAAGGUCACCAAGGUAGAGGAGGAAUUGUAUUUGCUAACACUGUAUUUAAAGCCUCCAGCUAUAUUAUUGAUUGAUUGAUGAUUUUAUUAUGAUUUAUUGAUUGAUGAUUGCUCUUUGUUUUACAGCCCAUAUGGGCUUAUAGGACAAUAUUCAUCAAGUACUUAAAUUGUACAUUUAUGAUGCAGUUAUAUGAUGCAUUGUAAGACUUGUCAUGAGCCUGGUUAUAAGACAUUAUAAAGGCUCAUACAUGCUUAUAACAAGAUAUUUAAAAAAUGAGACCAAGAUGCUUUAAAUUAAGGUCUUUAAUCCAGUAUUAAAUCAGUAUUCAUAAUUGGACGAAUGGCCAUCUAACAUCUAAUUGCACCUUUCCUCCUUUGCAGAGCGAAACUGAAUGGAUAGUGCCAUUCCACUGAAUCACUUCUGAUGAAAACAGAAAUGGAACAGUUGAAGUUGCACGAAUCCACACAGAGGUUCUAUUAAAUUACAAAGAGAUUCUAUAAUUCUAUGUGAAUCCAUGUCACUCAGAGAAACAGUAGUUUUAAAGCAAGUGCAUGAAAUAUGAACAUAGAGCAGAAUAUCUAGCCAGAAGAUAAUGGAUGGACCAAAGCAUAGAUGCACUAGAGCCCUACUAAAGUAACCAAAACAACAACUAUAUAAUCAUUUUUAUUUUACCAGGUAAGUUGACUGAGAACACAUUCUCAUUUGCAGCAACGACCUGGGGAAUAGUUACAGGGGAGAGGAGGGGGAUGAAUGAGCCAAUUGUAAACUGGGGAUUAUUAGGUGACCAUGAUGGUUUGAGGGCCAGAUUGGGAAUUUAGCCAGGACACCGGGGUUAACACCCCUACUCUUACGAUAAGUGCCAUGGGAUCUUUAAUGACCUCAGAGAGUCAGGACACCCGUUUAACAUCCCAUCCGAAAGACGGCACCCUAUACAGGACAGUGUCCCCAAUCACUGCCCUGGGGCAUUGGGAUAUUUUUUAGACCAGAGGAAAGAGUGCCUCCUACUGGCCCUACAACACCACUUCCAGCAGCAUCUGGUCUCCCAUCCAGGGACUGACCAGGACCAACCCUGCUUAGCUUCAGAAGCAAGCCAGCAGUGGUAUGCAGGGUAGUAUGCUGCUUUAAGUAACACGCUUGACAAAAGUUAUUGUUAACCUGGUUAUUACACGGUGAAAGAGCAUUGUAAAAUUAAUUGUAGUCUGUUUUUCUCACACGGUCAUCAAUUAAUCUACUGUUUUGUUCUUCAUAAAUACUGGUGUUGGUAUGUCUUCCUGUGUGGCUUGGCAAUAAACCCAUGUUCUAUAGAUCUGUUUCCUCUGCUGAGUUACCCUAAGGUUUAGGGUUAGUUCCUUCCUCUUAAACCGCUGUCACGAGCUGGAACUUGUGUUUUCCAUCAGAUAAAUACCUUUAUUGUGGUGGCAUGUUCAAUAGAACAUACUAUGUAAAACACUGUGAAGCAUUUCAGUAUAUCUAGCCUUCGUCUCAUUUCAGUAUAUCUAGCCUUCGUCUCAUUUCAGUAUAUCUAGCCUUCGUCUCGUUUCAGUAUAUCUAGCCUUCGUCUCAUUUCAGUAUAUCUAGCCUUCGUCUCGUUUCAGUAUAUCUAGCCUUCGUCUCGUUUCAGUAUAUCUAGCCUUCGUCUCGUUUCAGUAUAUCUAGCCUUCGUCUCAUUUCAGUAUAUCUAGCCUUCGUCUCAUUUCAGUAUAUCUAGCCUUUGUCUCGUUUCAGUAUAUCUAGCCUUUGUCUCGUUUCAGUAUAUCUAGCCUUCGUCUCAUUUCAUUAUAUCUAGCCUUCGUCUCGUUUCAGUAUAUCUAGCCUUUGUCUCGUUUCAGUAUAUCUAGCCUUUGUCUCGUUUCAGUAUAUCUAGCCUUUGUCUCGUUUCAGUAUAUCUAGCCUUCGUCUCGUUUCAGUAUAUCUAGCCUUCGUCUCGUUUCAGUAUAUCUAGCCUUUGUCUCGUUUCAGUAUAUCUAGCCUUCGACUAUUUUCGCUUUUUUUCUACAAACUUGUGUGGGAACUAGCCUGGGUGCCAGCCUGUUGGUACCAUCAUGCUAUCAAGUCCUUGUCACCCACCCAUUGUCAUGGUACAAUGUAUGUUUGGCUUGACAAUGAGUGAUGGAGUUGGCAAAAGCACAAACAUCACGUCCUAUUCUCAUUUUGAACUUAGACAUGUUAACAUGUUAUUGAAUUCUAGAAAGUUUGAAAUUGUGAAAUCUUCUUUAGUUGCUCAAGCAACUCCUUUCUGUCAAUGUGUCACCAAUUAAUGUAGAUGAAGGCAUUCUUCCACAAACAAAAGAGGUUUAAGUGGUUUUGCACUGUCAAAGAUUGAUCAAUUUCACAUGGUUUACCUAACAAUGAGACAAUGGGACCAACAGACAACCUUUAGACUUGGUGAAAGAUUAUGACAUAUUUUUUGGGGAUUCAACGUUAGUGAAUGAGAGAGGGAUUGCUGUUGAUAUUACGAGUCUGUGGACAAGAAGUCUGUGUGGACCAAGUGGAAGACGAAGAUGAAGUUCGAACACCUACUCUCGGUUGUCAAUGGAUUUGGACGGUUCCAGAUGAUGAUCAUUAUCAUCAGCUUUAUUGGUCGAUUCACCCUGCCGUGUCACUUCCUGCUGAACAACUUCAUAGCAGCUGUGCCCUCUCACCACUGUGACCUCAGCGCUCUGGAUGAUGGCGGCCUCUUUGGGAAUCUGACUCAGGAGCAGAGACUGACUGUCAGCGUUCCAGUACAGGAAGAUGGAACUCCAAGCUCCUGUAAGAUGUUCCCAGAGCCCCAGUUCCAGCUCCUUUCCAGCUCCAAUGACAGUGACCUAGUUACAGUCCCCUGUCAGAAUGGAUGGGCAUAUGACAACAGCACCUUCAAAUCCACUCUGGCUACAGAGUGGGACUUGGUGUGUGACCAGAAAGGGCAAAAUAAGGCGACAACAACCAUCUUCUUCAUAGGAGUGAUGUUCGGAGCUAUGACCUUUGGAAGCCUGAGUGACAGGUUUGGUAGGAAGCCCAUGCUCCUGGUGUCCUAUAUCUCUGGCAUGCUGUUUGGUUUUGCCAGUGCUUUCUCCACUUCCUUCAUCAUGUUCGCUGUGCUCAGGUUCUUCACUGGGUUCGGCAUCACCGGCAUCGUCAUCGUCUCAUCAGUACUCAGUGUGGAGUGGGUGGACAUUGAGCACAGAAAGCUGGUGGGAGUGAUUGACAGCCUGUCUUGGACGUUUGGUUACUGCAUGAUUCCAGCCAUAGCCUACUGUGUGACCGACUGGAGACAGCUGACCAUAGCGGUCACCUCACCUCUUGCUCUAGCCAUACUCACCUGGAGGUGGAUUCCUGAGUCAGCCAGGUGGCUUAUAGCCAAUGGGAAGUUUGAGAAAGCUAACUUUUAUUUGCAACAAUGUGCCCAGAUGAACCAGAAGGAGGAGUUUGGAUCCAAAAUCACACCAGAGACUCUGUCCAGUAUCAUUGUGACAGAGAGAAAAGACAGAACUCACUCCUACCUGGACUUGGUCAGGACACCAAAGAUGAGGAGGCUGGCUCUACUAACAGGCAUAGUGUGGUAUGGUGUGGCGUCAACAUUUUAUGGCAUUAGCUUCAACAUUACUGGAUUUGGACUCAACAUCUAUCUGACCCAGUUUGUGUACGGUGCCAUAGAGCUGCCAGCCAAACUAUCAGCAUACUACCUUCUGGAUAAGGUGGGCAGGAGAAACACAGAAGUGGGAUCUUUACUAGGAGCUGGAAUCUGUCUCGCUAUCAACAUCUUCAUACCCAGAGACAUGUCUGUUUUAAGGACGGUGGUGGCGGUGCUGGGGAAGGGUUGCUCGGCAACAUCCUUCACAACCGUUGUGUUAUACAGCUCUGAGCUGUUCCCUACUGUGGUCAGGCAGAACGGCAUGGGUUACAACUCAUCCAUGGGUCGUCUGGGAGUGUCUCUGGCCCCUCUGAUCCUGCUGCUGGACGAGGUGUGGAGGGACCUUCCACAGGUCCUCCUCUGCUCCAUAGCCCUGCUGGCUAGCCUGGUGGCCAGGAUGCUGCCGGAGACACGGGGCCGCUGUCUACCAGAGACCAUCCAGGACGUCGAGGACGGGCAGAAAGGGAAAAGUUUGGCUGGAUCCCAAGUUGUGGAAACGACAGAUAUCCCUCUCAAAUCAAAGGACAACGAUGAGGUGGAAAAUGGAUACUAAGAUUCUUUCUGUAUAUAUUUUUGAUAUGCCCAAAUGU